This is a messenger RNA of Hyalella azteca, 1409 nucleotides long. RefSeq names its product ER membrane protein complex subunit 3 (gene EMC3). Gene Ontology annotation, biological process: protein folding in endoplasmic reticulum. The transcript has 6 exons. The record is from RefSeq and is a predicted model, not a curated record. Gene Ontology annotation, cellular component: EMC complex; membrane. NCBI's taxonomy places the organism in Eukaryota, Metazoa, Arthropoda, Malacostraca, Amphipoda, Hyalellidae. The coding region runs from base 221 to 982 and encodes 253 amino acids.
CUGUCAGCUGGUCACGGGGGGAGUAUUACGUCUGUACCAUUGAUCAUUGAUUUGAUCUACCUAAGGCUAAUGUAUGAUUAUUUACUUAGCAUUUCUGUGAUUGCUUUUUAUACACUUUAACUCUCCUGGUACAUCAAAGAUUCUAAAUAAAAAGUUUGAAUCAUAUAUUCAAGUAUAAUUAUAUAUUCAUGUAAUAUUAUAUAUUCAUAUAACAUUAGAAAUGUCAGAACCUGAACUACUGUUGGAUUCUGAUAUCCGCCUGUGGGUUUUCUUCCCCAUUGGUCUGGUGACAUUCUUUGUCGGAAUUGUUCGACAUUACUUAAGUGUGUUGAUAUCUUCACAAAAGAAAGUGGACCUGACACAGCUUCAAGACAGUCAGGUACUAUUGCGGUCUCGUAUGCUCAGAGAAAAUGGGAAGUAUCUACCAAAGCAGUCAUUUUAUGCCAGGAGAGAUUUUUUCAACAAUGAAGAAACUGGUUACCUGACAACAACCAAGCGUCCUGCAGCACCUCAGGCCAUGACUGACCCAACUGUCAUGGCUGAGAUGUUGAAGGGUAACGUCACUAAUGUGUUACCUAUGAUUGCUAUUGGUGGCUGGAUCAACUGGACCUUCUCUGGUUUUGUCACAACCAAAGUGCCAUUCCCGCUGACUCUGCGGUUCAAGCCCAUGCUGCAGCGGGGCAUUGAGCUCUACACUCUGGAUGCUUCCUGGGUGUCUUCAGCAUCUUGGUACUUCCUUAACGUCUUUGGUCUGCGCUCCAUUUAUACUCUUGUGCUGGGUGAAAACAAUGCUGCCGACCAAGCCAAGAUGAUGGAGGAGCAAAUGUCGAUGGGUGCCGCAGGGAUGCCCCCAGACCCGAAGGGGGCGUUCAAGGCAGAAUGGGAGGCCCUGGAGAUAGCCCAGCAUCAAUGGGCUCUGCAGACCACAGACGCAGACCUGUUGCGUAGGGCUGAGACCCUCAUUGCCGCCUCUCACGAGUAGCCCAAGCACUUGAGAAUUGCAGUUUUAAUGCUUAAUUUUUGUUUGGAGACAGAAUGAAUGGGUUCUUUUGUUUAAAAUGUAUAUGUGAUAGAAAAUUAGGAUCCUGUAGUGAAACCCUUCAAUGUCAACUUGUUGAUUUUUUCCCCUAGAGUGUGUGUUACAGUGUGUGUAGAGAUAGCGUAGUAAUACUUUUGCCAGUUUCUCUGCAAAACAGGCAGUAUUGGACUGAGCCACUGAACUUGCAUAUCUUUUAGCCUUUCUUCCCUUAUGUAUUACCUCAUCUCGUAUCUUUGGCUCAUUCAUGUCCCUGCUUUAUCUAUCCCAGAGAAGAUUGUUCUUCUCAAGUUUGUGUAGAGUUGAACUAUCUCCCUGGCCGCGUCGUUUGCAUAUUUUAUCUCGGAAAAAUAAAAGCGUCAUAUUGUCCUUA